Molecule: messenger RNA, 5818 nt
Organism: Pongo pygmaeus (Bornean orangutan)
Lineage: Eukaryota; Metazoa; Chordata; Mammalia; Primates; Hominidae
Exons: 2
Coding region: 3171-4190 (339 amino acids)
Source: RefSeq, a predicted model, not a curated record
UCUGGGAGGGGUGGCCCUUUCUGAGCUGUGGGGCUGACCCGGGUCCAAAGGUGGAGGGAUAUGAGUGGGACCCACGGGCCACGGUGGUUCCUGACCCUGCAGAGGCCAAGAGCUGGGGCUUCAGCCGGUGCUCCACGCAGGUACCCUGUUCCCAGGGCGUGAGCUCGUGAGGCUGGCGGGGGCUGUGGGGGAAGUUUCGGGGGCACCCAGGCCCACCCUUGUGAGGAGCCUGGUGGCUCUGCUGAUGCUGAGCUCCCUCGUGCCCCUCCCCCACAGGGGCCACAGCUCCUGCCAGGUCCCACUGGGGUCCCCCCAACUCGCUGUUCUGCCACAGCUUCCACCCCACAGAGACCCUGCUGUGCUCAGCCGAGGCCUCUGAGCAUCCAGCAUGCUCUUCCCGUGCCUCUGACAGGGGCUCCAGUCUCCCCUCCUGAGUGGACCCUGCCCUGCCCUUCACUCCGUCCCACAGAGGGUGGCCCGUGAGGACGGCUCAGGCCUGCUGCCGGGUGUGGUGAGGGUGUGGGACCCACACAUGCAGGGCCCUGGGACACACAUCCCAGAGCUUGUCCUCAUGGGGCGGGAGCUGCCUCGUGCGUCCUCCCCAGGAGGGACGGGGCCUGGUGAGUGCGGCUCCUCUCCCGAUCUGUACCUACCUGUGUGGGAAGCACAUGCCUCCCAGCCUCACCACGGGUCUGGAUGCGGUUUGUUCUUCAGGGAAGAGGCAGGCCUCUACCCCACCCUUGGCUGUGGCAUCACAGUGCCCCUCCCCCGCCCCCUGCUGAGAGCUGGGCUGGUGGGUUCUGGGCCUUUAGUGUGUGAGCGGCCGAGCCAGCAGUGCUGGGCCUGGGCCUGGGCCUGGACCCCAGUGGGGCCCCUCCACCCCUCUGCCCUGGGCAAGGCCUGGUCCCGAACAUGAGCCCUCCUCCUGACGCACUGAGGUGCUCCCUCCAGAACCCUGUCACCCAGUGACACAACCCCGUCAUCCAGUGACACAACCCCGCCACCCGGUGACACGACCCCGCCACCCGGUGACACGACCCCGCCACCCGGUGACACGACCCCGCCACCCGGUGACAGAACCCCGCCACCCAGUGACACAACCUCCAGUGACGCAACCCCCGUUGAUGCAACCCCCAGUGACAACCCCCAGUGACGCAACCCCACCACCCGAUGAGCCAUUUGCCAGUGGCAGGUUCCAUGUGUCCUGACAAUGUGGAUGUGGCCCUGCCAGCCUCUGCCCUUCCCCUGUAGCUGGGAGGCACUGCCCGGGUGUGGGUGCUGAGGCUCUGGGCUCAGGUGGGGGCUGUGUAGCCACAGCCCAGCUUUCAGGGCUGGCUGGAAAGAGGCCGGGCUGCUCUGUUCUGUCUCAGCUUCUGGGCCUUCCUCAUUCAUUUGUGUCAUCUCUAUGCUUUUUUCUUUUUUUGAGACGGAGUCUCGCUGUGUCGCCCAGGCUGGAGUGCAAUGGCACAAUCUCGGCUCACUGCAAGCUCCGCCUCUCGGGUUCACAUCAUUCUCCUGCCUCAGCCUCCCGAGUAGCUGGGACUACAGGCACCCGCCACUAUACCUGGCUAAUUUUUUGUAUUUUUAGCGGAGACAGGGUUUCACCGUGUUAGCCAGGAUGGUCUAGAUCUCCUGACCUUGUGAUCCACCUGCCUCAGCCUCCCAAAGUGCUGGGAUUACAGCUGCCCAGGCUCAGGGGUGGCAGGUCAUGCGCCGCAGGCCCAGGCAGCUCCAGGCUGGCAUCCCGCAGCAGAAGCACUGGGUCCAGAAUAGGAGCGGCCGCCCGGAGUGGAGAUGUGACAACCGAACAUUCCUGGUUCUUGGACAAAAAUGUGACCCUGGUCAAGUAUCCUUUCCAUGUGUUCAGUUUUCUCAUCUGAAAAAUGUGCUUGGGGCUCCCAGAAGGGAGAGGGCUGUGUAAACACCCAGCCCCCAGGCCGAGGAGGAUGUGCCCCUGCCUCAGGGCUGCCUGCGCCUCCAUGUGGGGCUCUGGGCCGGGAAGGCCCAUCUGCUGUCAGCCCUGAGAGCCUCCUGUCGCUGGGAGUCGGGAGUCCCCAUCCCUCAAAUGCGGCUCAGGCAGCAGUGCCUCCUGACCCUGGGGGAGCUCUUGGAAUGAGCCCUAUUUUAGGCAGGCUUUAGAUUCGUAGAAAAAUGGCAGAGGUGGUGCCAAGAGCUCUGUGCAGCUCCCGCAUCCCCGCAUGCUGUUCCUCUGACAUUAGUGUGGUACGUUUGUCACAUGUAAGGAACCCGUAUCAAUAGAGAAAUAGCUUUAAUUAAUAGUUAACUAAAGCCCAUACCUUAGGUUUCCUUCAUUUUUCCCUAACGGACUCUUUCUGCCUCAGGAUCCGUCCAGGAUCCCACGUGACAUUCAGAUGUCACGGCUCCCUAGGCCCCUCUUGGCUGUGAAUUUCUCAGACUCCUCUUGGUUUUGGUGACCUUGACUGUUCUGAGGAAGCUGUCCGUCAGCUGAGAUCUGUCUGAUGUUUUUCUCAUGGGUACAGGAAGGGACUGGGUUUGGGGAGGAAGCCCCCAGAGGCCAAGUGCCACUGUCACUCCACUGUAUUGGGUACACCCUGUCACCUGACUCACCGUGAGGCUGAGCUGGCCCCUGCUGGGUUGAGGCCCCCCCAUGCUGUCCCCUUUGGGAGGAAGUCGCUCUGCAGCCCUGGCCUCAGGGUGGGGGUUGUGCUCCACCUCCUGGAAGACACAGCAGUGACAGAGAUUGUUUGGAAUCCUGCUGGGAAAGGAGCUUUGUCUGUUCUCCCCGUGUAUGUAUCGCUCACACGUUGGUGUUGGUCUGGACAGAUGGAUGUUUAGUUUACACACAGCGCUACUUGAUUUUGGUGCCAAAACUGUUCCAGCGUUGGCUGCUGGGAGUUCUUGGCGUUGCCCCGGCUCCCUUUGGCCCCAUUGACGUGAGGGUUGUGUUUUUAGCUCUUUCCCACUGCUGAGCACCAACAGGUAUCCCAGGUGCAUCUUGGACAUCUCCUGCCAGUCUUGCUGUUUCUCUAGGGAGCCCUGGCCCUGGUAUUGCAGGAGGUGUGAGACCCUGAGAUCUGGGGCUUGGCACGCCUGACCCGGGGUCUGGGGCUCGGCGCACCUGUCCCGGGGUCUGGGGCUCGGCCUGCCUGUCCUGGGGUCUGGGGCUCGGCGGGCCUGGGCAGCGGGCCAUGUCUCUGAGAACUGCACUUGGUCCCAGCAGGCAGGUCUGCCCCACUGGCCACCACUCUUGGACUCUGAUGUGCUGUGGGCUUGAGGGGUCAGCAGGCGAGCACCAUGGCCUGGGAGGCUGGAGGGUGGACAGCCCCUCCCUCCAAGCCUGGAGCCCUGUCUCGCUUCUCCCCUUCCCACCUAGCGGGGAGAACAUCUGGCUUGGGCUGCCAGAGCCGUCCUUGUGGAACCCAAGCAUUGGGUCCUUGCCCCACGGCCGUUCCCAACCCUCAGUCCCCUCAGUCCCCUCCCAACCCAGUCCCCUCAAUCCCCUGUCCUGGCACCCUGCCCUGAGGGCCUCAUGCCCCUGGGGUGCGGGAUGCAGAGCUGGAAUCUCAGAGGCCAGGGCAGGGCCCGUGUUUGGGGUCCACGUCGCUCUUGGCUGGGAAGCAGGCAUCGAGCGACACUUGACCCCGGUGACCCCCACGCUCUGGACCUCCGCCUCCUGUGUGCGCUUUGUGGGCGAUUGUCGGGAGGGGACUCCCACGCUCUGGACCUCCACCUCCUGUGUGCGCUUUGUGGGCGAUUUUCGGGAGGGGACCCACACGCUCUGGACCUCCGCCUCCUGUGUGCGCUUUGUGGGCGAUUGUCGGGAGGGGAGUGGUGGUGACGUCGCUGCUCCUGCCUGGAGGGAGUGCCGUGGGGACUGGUGGGGGUCCACACUGGGCGGAGCUAGGCUCCGAUUCCUCCACGGCUUCCUGCUGUUAGGCCUCGCAGAGUCGCAUCCCUGUCGGUGUGUGCCCUUGGCCCAUGACGGUAACUGCCCAGGCCUCUGUCCCCGGGGCCCUGAACUCAGGAACCCCACUGGGAGGCUGUGCAUCCCGCCUGGGAGGAUGGGGGAUGGGACACGUGGGUGGGGGACGGUCCCUGCAGUGGGGAGCGGAGGUGCUGCGCCUGGCCUUGUGGGCACUGCAGCUACCCUGGGUGCGGCUCCUCUGUUUUGGGACCUUGGGAGGCAUUGGUCUCGCCCCCACUGCUAGUUCAUCUCUUAAAAUGAGGGUGCAGCUCCAGGGCCUGAGGUUUCCCCAACCAGGAAGGCUGCCCUGGACCCGGGCUCAGGUCUCCUGACCCCAGCACAUGGCUGCCAAGAGCCCUGGCACCAGGGGUGCACCUAGAGGAGGGGGCCUCACGCUGAUGGCUUCUGCAAGGGUGGGGACCCGGGACAGCUCUGGGCAGCCAGUGAGGGAGCUGCUGCUCAGGGGUGGACACAGGGAGGGGGUCAGCCGGCCAGGGGGGCAGAGCUUCUGCAUCGGGGCAAGGCUGGCCCAGGAGUGGCUGUGGGGAGAUGUCGUCAGCCCUGGCAGAGCCCCUGCAAUGAAUGGAGCUGUAGCUUUGAGCGGGCAGAAGGUUGGGAGAUGUGAGGGGCUGUCAUCUGCUGGUGUGAGCAGGAAGGGAUGGGGACUGAGUCCUUCCCCAAAUCAGCACAGAGCCAGGGUUAAAAGAAAGCGGGCGCUGAGGGCUAUUUUGGGCAGACACAAAAUGUCUGUCGUUCAUAUUUUAAGAGAUCCAUGAAUAAAAGAUCAAGUCCCCUGGCCCGAGGCUAAGUGUAGGGCUGGUCUGAGGACUCCGCAGCUCUGCCUUCCCGCCGUCAUCUGGGUCCCAUCUCACUAUGUGGGUGGCAGAUCUGAGAAGGCACGUGGUGUGGCCUUGCGGGUUCUCUGUUCCUUUUAAGACCCAGGUCGCUGUCCCAUCUGAACAUUCGGCCAGGUGGGUGGCUGCCUUGGCCAGCUGACCACAGGGAGUGCAGGCGAGCUCCCGAAGAUUCCCAUGGUUAACUGAGGGUGAGAAGCGCCGCGGGCAGCCAGAGCCUGCCUGGGGUGGACAUCAGAGAUGAGAGUGUCCUGGCCCGCCUGCGCCCUUAGUCAAGGCCCAGCUUGGUGGUUCGGAGAUCCCAGGACUAAAGGAAAUAGCCAGCAGCACUCAGGAAACCUCCUCAGUUCCUCCACCUGUCCAUGGGGGACUGCAGCACUCGUUGGCACCCCCCGCAGGUGCAGGCAGGGCAGGAUCUACGGUGGGUCCGCGCCCCUGUCCCCAAGUUCAGUCAUCAGGAGGGCAGGUGCAGCUCCCCACUGUAGCAUAGCGUGCGCCUUCUUCUAAAGAGAGGACUUGGGGACAUGUAGGCUUGGGUGGGUGACUCAGCCUUCCUGGGAAGUGGUGUGUACUGCGGGAGUGGGACCGGCUCUGCCUGCCAGGGUCCUUUGGCCCGAAGUGUGAGGUGUCUGCGCAGCCUGCCCUGGCCAGGCAGGUGGGGUGGAGACGCUGUAUGUCGUGAGAUGUGUUCCUGGCUGACCACUCCCUCCAUGCCCCACGGAGCCAGGAGGAUCUGCAGGAGUCACCAGAUUCCACAUGGAGCAGCUUGGGGCCCACGGUCACAGGACUGUCAAGCAGUUGCGCUGCUUGUCCAGGGAGGUCACAGGACGGUCAGGCAGUUGCACUGCUUGUCCAGGUCCAGCCUCCACAGCCACAGUGCAGCUUGGAACUUGGGGUUCUGCAGUGGUUUGGUCACCUCCAGCCACCACGACGUCUGCUCCAAGAAGGGAGGAGCCAGCCUCUGCCCAUGGGAAGGUGUUUAGGGGAUGCUGGAUGCUGACUGACGUGGCUUCUCUGU